Molecule: messenger RNA, 4272 nt
Organism: Apodemus sylvaticus (European woodmouse)
Lineage: Eukaryota; Metazoa; Chordata; Mammalia; Rodentia; Muridae
Gene: Wdfy1
Product: WD repeat and FYVE domain containing 1
Exons: 12
Coding region: 52-1284 (410 amino acids)
Molecular function (GO): protein binding; metal ion binding
Source: RefSeq, a predicted model, not a curated record
CGCCCGGCGGUCAGCUGAUGGGCCGCCCGCGGGGGAGGCCGCGGCUCGAACAUGGCGGCCGAGAUCCACUCCAGGCCGCAGAGCAGCCGCCCGGUGCUGCUGAGCAAGAUAGAGGGCCACCAGGACGCCGUCACCGCCGCGCUGCUCAUCCCCAAGGAGGACGGCGUGAUCACCGCGAGCGAGGACAGAACCAUCCGAGUAUGGCUGAAAAGGGACAGCGGGCAGUACUGGCCCAGCAUCUACCACACGAUGGCCUCUCCUUGCUCUGCUAUGGCUUACCAUCACGACAGCAGAAGGAUAUUUGUGGGCCAGGAUAACGGGGCUGUAAUGGAAUUUCACGUUUCUGAAGAUUUUAAUAAAAUGAAUUUUAUCAAGACCUAUCCAGCCCAUCAGAACCGAGUGUCCGCCAUCAUCUUCAGCCUGGCUGCCGAGUGGGUGAUCAGCACCGGGCACGACAAAUGUGUGAGCUGGAUGUGCACACGCAGCGGCAACAUGCUUGGCCGCCACUUCUUCUCGUCGUGGGCCUCCUGUUUGCAGUAUGAUCUGGACACUCAACAUGCCUUCAUCGGGGAUUACUCGGGACAGAUCACCCUGCUGAAGCUGGAGCAGAACUCCUGUUCAGUUAUCACGACCCUCAAGGGACAUGAAGGUAGUAUCGCCUGCCUUUGGUGGGACCCUAUCCAGCGGUUACUCUUCUCGGGAGCAUCCGACAACAGCGUCAUCAUGUGGGACAUCGGGGGACGGAAAGGCCGGACACUGCUCCUCCAGGGCCACCAUGACAGGGUGCAGUCCCUGUGCUACCUGCAGCUCACGAGGCAGCUCGUCUCCUGCUCGGCAGAUGGUGGCAUUGCAGUGUGGAACAUGGAUGUUAGCAGAGAAGAGGCUCCUCAGUGGUUAGAAAGCGACUCCUGUCAGAAGUGUGAGCAGCCCUUCUUCUGGAAUAUCAAACAGAUGUGGGACACGAAGACCCUGGGGCUGAGGCAGCAUCACUGCAGGAAGUGUGGGCAGGCCGUCUGUGGGAAAUGCAGCAGCAAGCGGUCCAGUUACCCCGUCAUGGGCUUUGAGUUCCAGGUUCGAGUUUGUGAUUCCUGUUACGACUCCAUCAAAGAUGAGGACCGGACUUCUCUAGCAACGUUUCAUGAAGGGAAACAUAACAUUUCCCAUAUGUCCAUGGACAUUGCAAGGGGACUGAUGGUGACCUGUGGGACAGAUCGUGUUGUGAAGAUAUGGGAUAUGACUCCUGUGGUGGGCUGCAGCCUGGCAACUGGAAUUUCUCCACACUGAUCCCGGAGCUGGGCGAUGUCUGCUACACGUUACGCACAGCAGCCUCCAUGAACGGAGACCCUUCAUGUAGCUCCACAGCCACUGUCACAUAAAUGGACAGUAACCACCUAAAAAAACAAAUCAAUAUUUUUAAAAAGAAAAAAAAAUCUAUAUAAAGGUGUGUUUUAGGGUAUUUGUGGAAAUCUUCUGCGGGGACUAACACCUAAAAGGUCUGUCCACAACAGUCUCCUAAGGAAUGGAAUUUCCCCAACAAAACUGCCUCAUGAACAUUGACCCAAUGGAUAAGGAGGGGACAGCCAGCAAAUGAAGGGUUUAGAAGGGGAAUGGUUAACACAAGAGGUUAGCACUUAGAACUUCUUAGAUGCAAGCCCACGAGCACACAUGGCGCCCACUGAGGGGGUCUUUGAGGUCCCUGAGGGUCCUCCAGUAUGCAAUUAGGAGCUGGGGGAGAGCUGUCUGUCUGUCUGUCUUUAGGGGAGGUGUCCAGGUGUAAGAAACCUAAGCUUGCCAUACAAACGCUCUCUGCACCGAGUUGCUGAUGAACUUUGUCAGGAUUCCUGUUCUGUCAGGCCGUGUCCUAAUCUGCUCUUGGGUUUGGCCCACCGCAGUUGUCUCUGUCUCGGCCAGUGUCCCAUGGGUGAACCUUUACAUCUGUCACAUGACAAGGCAGCACACAUUCAUCUCUUUCUCCCAAACCUGCUCUGUGGACAAAGCUUUCUUUUAUGGUGCUGAUGUGCAAGCCUCCUGGCAUUCUUUUCUGUGUAGCUAGUCAUGACCCGUGGCCAACUCAGCUACCACCAUGGCAGAGGUGGGUGCCAGCAGCCUGCUCCAUGGGACGGCCCAGCCUUGCUAACUGGUACAUGUGUUUGCAGUCCCAAGACAAGCCCUUGUGAUAUGGUAGCCAUUUAUGCCCCUCGGAAGAAGUACUCUGGAGCUUUUAGAUUAUGUUGUAGCUGUGACCAGUGUUACUCUUGUGUCAUAGGAAGAAGUCGGUGGCCCAUUGCUGAAAUUAUCAGUCAGGUCUUGUACAGUAGUCCCUAACUUGUAAAUCACUUUCAUUACAUUUCGAAAAGCUGUUGUAUGAAAUGUGUUGUCCAGUUUUUGACCAGAUUACCAGGAAAUGUUUAUGUAAGUUUGUGUUGACAGAAAGUAGCACGUGGACUAUUCCAGUAGAACCGUGGGAGCCUACUGUUUUAAAGGAUAAAUAGUGAACACCCACAGCAUCCCUGUGACUCUUGCUAAUGGGUAUCGAUUUAAAAUCUCACUGUAGCACUAUGUUGGAUUACAUCAAGAGCAGGGCCAUUCUGCCAGAUAGGACUAAGGCUUUAUCACUUUAUCAACUUGGCUUACAAGGAGGGAAAAAAUUGUAACAGGCAGAAAAGCUAUGGUGUCCCAGUGGACAAGCCACAAAUAAUGGGGAAAAGAAAGGAAAGGCAGCCGGGCAUGAUGGGUUCUAUAUUUACAGAGAGCUUUCGUCUUCAGAAACGAGACCAAAGGGUUUUGUUGCCCCCUUUACGUUUUAUGUGUUGUCACUUUAACUGGUGAUCCUUCACCGGAUUCUCCUUACACUAUACAAGAUGUAUAUUGCUGGAAUGCUUUGGACAAGAGAGUAGGUGACAUUUGGAACUACAAUGUAGAAUGUUCUCCUUGCUCUGCUUAUUUUAGCUGAGUCUGUGGUCUGCCCAUGCAAGGGAAGAAGACGUGGCAGAGUCACUGUCCUGUGGAGUAGGGCUGUGCUGUGUGUGGAAUAUUUUCCUAACAGCAGCUGUAAAAUGUGACUUUUCGAUAUCUGUGGUAGAUUAAACUGAAUAUUCUCUCUCUCUCUUUUAUAGCCUCUUGAUAUAAAACCCUGUGUCCCAUAGAGAACAUGGAGUUGGUUUGGGCCUUUUAAGGAGCUAUUAGCAAUCAAGGGGAAAAAUUAUAUUUAAGGAAGAAUUGGGGGAAGGGACCUUAGGAGGGAAUGCAGGCUGUUUGAAUGCGCUUCGCUCCUCACUUGGGCCUGUGGUCACUGAAGGGACAACAAGGCUCGUGCUUUUUGCCUUAUUUGGAUUCUGUCGCUAACCACAUCAUGUAAGAGUUCCUCAAGUACCAGCUACUGUCCUUCCCAUCCCAGCAUUCUCAAGCUGAUUUGUACAGACAAGGAUCAAGAAGUAGAGGACGUUAGACAGGAGUCUUGAACUUAGAUCUAGUAUGUAAUAAAGUGAUGCCAAGUCUUUAUUCUCAACAUGUUCUUUAAUGGUCCUGUAUUAGUUGGUCCUAGUGAUAGCAAUAGGCCUGUGCAUUGGCAAAAACCACUUCUUAUUCACUAGACUGUAAUUGUUUACAUGCCCCAGUCUUAACUCACCGCCUAGUGGGCAGCAGUGUUGCUGUAGACUCUUGCUUUGUACUCCUGUACAGUGAUUCAGUUUGUUAACAUCUAUAUUUAUUAAACUUGUCAAAAUUGAUAAAUAGACUAGAAGCUCAGACCCAAGAAGAUAUUUUUGAAAAUCAGGGUUUCAUUAAAAGUACUUUCUAAUAUCUCCUAAAUGACAAGAAUCAAGUUACUGUUAUUGAAAAUGAUCUGCUCAUUAUAAAUGGGAGACUUAACAAAUAAGUAAUACAUGCUAACUUCUGCAAGUGUCUGUUGCUUAAUUGUUCAUUGUGAGCAGAUUAUUGAAUGCCUCGUCUAUUUUCUGCAGUUUACUACACAAUAACUCUUUGAGUGAGUUGAAGUUUAAUCGUGCAGCAAAUUUCUAUCAGAAAACAAUUUAAAGUGUUUUACUCCGUAGCCUUUUUUUUUUUUUUAAACUCGGGAAGCAAAAGGUGACAUUAAGUAAUUCAAUAUGUCCUUGUACAGCUGUGUUUCCAUAGAGUAGGGUGCCCUGUGUAGCCUAGAGAUGCUGUGAAUCUUUGUUCUUUCUACUUGUGGGUUCCAUUUUUGUGGGCUUUGUUUUUUUGUUUGUUUGUUGUUUUGAGAAUACACAUAUAAUAAAAUAUCUCUUGCUUGUU